AUGAGGGAACACAGAGAAGUAACCACUCGUCCAUACAGAGACAUACGUUCUAUUCCGACAUUUUGCCGCAUUUUUAGCACACCCAUUGUUUACUUAUUAGAGGGAGAUAUUAUGUUGGAUGGACAAAUCAGCCGUGCUUCGGUUAACAAGAAAAUUUACCUAUGGCCAGGAGGCAUCGUUCCGUAUGUAUUGGAAUCCUCGCUGACCAUUCACGCACGCUCAGCAAUAACCAAUGCCAUGAGCACGAUGGAAAGGCUUUCAUGUUUGCGUUUCAAGUCCAGAACAAAUGAACCGUACUUUGUAAGGUUUAUACGAGGACAAGGUUGCUACUCCUGUAUCGGUCGAACAAUGAAUCCAAAAGGUCAGGUGGUUUCUAUAGGAUACGGUUGUGAGUACGAGGGCACCAUUUUACAUGAGUUGAUGCAUACUGUCGGUUUCUUUCAUACAAACUCACGGCCUGACCGGGAUGCUUAUGUUAUCGUGUAUUCGAAGAACAUCAGACCUGGUUAUGAACAGAACUUUAGAAAGUACAGUCAUGGUCAAGUGGAUCGGCUGGGGGCACCAUAUGACAAAACAUCCCUCAUGCACCUACCUCGAAACAGCUGGAGCAGGAAUGGAAAGAACACAAUAGAAUCACGCGCCGGAGCCCAUGUGGUUUUGGGCCAAAUGUACGGUUUAUCAGUCGUGGAUAAACAACAGCUUAAUCAGCUGUACAAGUGUAAAAACAGUUAUGGUUGCUACCUCGCUGUAGGUCUUGAAAACGGCCAAAUAACAGAUUCACAGCUGGGUGCCAGCUCUUCCAAGAGCUAUUAUGAGCCGCACCAGGCUCGGUUACAUCUGACCGCGGGACCAAAGGGGAAUGGGGCCUGGUGUGCUUCGAAAAGUGCGAUAGGAGAAUAUCUCCAGAUCGAUUUAGGCUCAAGGUACAAAGUAACUGCAAUUGCUACUCAAGGCAUGGCGAGCUAUUUUUCGAAAGCCUGGAUAUCAGGGUACAAAGUCCAGAGCAGUGACAAUGGCAACUUGUACAGCUGGGCUACGAGCAUACAGUUUCUACAUGGAAAUUGGGACGCAAACUCUGUGCAGUACAACUCCCUUCAAACACCGUUCAGAGCUCGCUUUGUCAGAAUCCUUCCCACUCACUGGUAUAACCAGAUAUGUUUACGAGUUGAACUGUACGGAUGCAAGUAAACUUGAGGUUGAUGAGAGAUAUGUGUAUUUUCACAUUGAACGAGCGGAGAUGCAAGUUCUAUUACGAAUUGAGAAUUGGAAUAUAUUUAUUUAUUGGGUAUAUAAACGACAGGGAAUUCGGGGCCGAACUGCUGAUUGCAGUUUCAUCAUUGAUUUGACUGAUAAAUAUAUUUAUCUAUUUUUAUUUUACUAGUAAAACAGUACAAACGACAUAUCAUCGAAAAGUAAGAUAAUUUUAACUGUCAAGUCAAUAUUACUAUCCUUAACUCCUCUAUUAAGGGGGCUUAUUUAUUCCAAGAAUGUUCGAGGGAGGGGCCUU
Messenger RNA from Orbicella faveolata, 1507 nucleotides. Its product is annotated as protein SpAN-like. Gene Ontology annotation, molecular function: metalloendopeptidase activity; zinc ion binding. Gene Ontology annotation, biological process: proteolysis. Lineage: Eukaryota; Metazoa; Cnidaria; Anthozoa; Scleractinia; Merulinidae. The record is from RefSeq and is a predicted model, not a curated record.